UAAAAGAAUAAAAGCAUAAAUUUUAAAAAAAUCUCUAAAUUAAAGCUCACCAUCCCCUAUCAAAACUCAAAAAGUUCUCUUGAUCCCCCAAAACAAAAUAAGAAUAAGGAGACGAAUGGACCCAGAACGAAUUCCUCCGCAAAGUUAGAAGGCAAAACAACAUUGUAUGAUUAAUUGAUUAUGCAUCUUUGAAGAUACUUAAUCAUGACAUCUUCUCAAGCACCAAAUAAAAAGGUGAAAUCGACGUAACAAAUCUGAAAGUUGCAGACCGAAGAAGUCCCUUCUAAUGAAGGUCAACCAUCUUUCCGGUCUUUUGAUGAAGAAAAUAUUUACAAACUUGUUGAAGAGUUUUAUCCUCGAGAUUAUGAAGGUAUGAGAUGCAUUGUUUGAAGAAUGAGCUAUGAUAUUAUGCCGCUCAUGUAGUUUCUUCCCUCACAAAAUUACUAGAGAAGCUUGUGGAAACAAGGAUGAUACAUGAUACAAAUUGAUUUGUCGACUGAUUCAUAUAGUGUCAACGUUAUCCCAUUUCAACGGCUACUAGAGAGAGAACAUUUUAAACAAUGGAACGUGUGAAAUCUUAUUUGCACAACAAAAUGAGUGAUGAAUUUCUCGCUGAUUUCUUAACUAUUUUCUUUGAUGACAAUAUGCUAUUGGUACGGUUGAAGACUAGUUAUCAACUAUUUUCUUUACAAUUUCCACUAUAAUGAACACUAUAGUUAUUAUAUAUAUUUUUAUAAUAUCUAAUUCUUUAUCAAAUGCGGCCCAGUGCUCUACUAUAUACUGGAUUCGCCAAUGUUUCAUAGCCCAACUAAAAACACAAAGCACACUUUCGUGUUGUUCCUUCCUGCUCAUCACACAACUCUUCAUUUCACAUAAUGUCCCAACUAAAACAAUCAUUGCAAAGAACACUUUGCUAACUUGGAACAUAACAAGAAAAGAAAAUCCAAAAUAUUUUAACCUUGUUUCUUUGUCCUUGAUAUCAACUAAUUGCUUAAGGGGACAUGACGGGUUGUGGUCAAGUGGGCUUGAUUGAUUUCAUUGCUGGUGAAAUGUUUGAUAGAACGAGAGUCCUAUAUUUGGAGUUGCUAUUGGCCCAAUGACAGAGGAUCGGUUUGGGAGAAGAUAAGCUUUUAUGCUUUCACUUGGGUUGCUCGCUCAAUCCAAUUGGCAUGGAGUGGCCACCACUUCCGAGUUUGCAUACAGUAAUCUUCUUUACUCUCUUUCACAAGUAUACACACAAAUAUCAGUUGCUUCCAUAGCUCAUGUUUAGAAAAGAAUGAUUUCUAUGACACCACUUGCACUAGACUUGCUUCUUUCUCCGAUCUCUGUUGGUUGCAUUCACCUAUUCUCAAUCCAGUACCUGCACUUAGGGGAAAGGAUUACGACAAUACCAAAAUGAUGUAUCCAGACUACAUUGAAACCAGUUACGGCCUCCAGUAUAAGGUCUAGGACUGAAUCCCAUAUGUUUCUCAAAAUAAAUUCAAGUUCCUGUUUUAUCAUUUUGCACCCAGCUUUGUGUUGAUUCGGUAACCAGAAACAAUGCAGGACCUCCGUCUUGGUCGUGUCACAACUCCUACAAUCGGAAAGACAACUGUGGUGAGCACUUAAUUUUUAAGCACCCAUUUGACGAUUUAGCUGCUUCAUUUGAUCAAGUAAUAGAAGUAAUUGAUUAAAAUCAUUGCCAGGAAGAACUUGGUUCGUUCCAACAUUCAGAGGUUAGAGAGGAUGCUAGAUUUGGGUAAAAAAAGAUGGCAAAUGCUUAAUCACCUGGAUUUAUAAUGAACUUCCUAGAAGGGUAGUUUUCCUUCAUAUCUUCAGGCAUGUAAACCUUUCAAUAGUCACGUUCUGCAUCUUCGUAACAAAAAUUCCUUUUCUCAUCUUAUCACAAGUGCUAGAGUUGAGGGGGGACAAGCAGUAGACAUCCAUAUUAUCUUGGUAGAAACAAGUAUUGAUAGUGGAUCGUAAUUAGCAGCCAAUUUGGGUGUUGUGGUUCCUGAAAGAGAGUUCAAUGAUCGAUGAAAGUAUUUUUGCAAUGCUACUUCGCGAAAAGUUCUGAACAAAUACCACAUAUAGAAAGGUGGCAGGUGGAUUCUGGUGGUUACAACUUUUUGCAGUAUUUUUGCAAUGCUACUUCGUGAAUUUGUUUAUUCAACACUGUCUACCAUCAUAGCAAAAUUCAUUAGCUAAUGACCCUGUUUCUUUGUUAAAAGAGAGUGGAAAUAAUAAUGUAGUUGAAAUCUAGAAGAGUUUCCCUUGACCUGUUACAAGUAAUAUAUAUUUGAACGUUCUUUACCUGUUGCUGCACAAUUUUGCUUUUUGAUUGCUUAUAUCCUUACAGUUUGUGUAGAGCCUGUUGAUAUGAAGUUUGACAUUCUCUUUAUUGUGGCUAUGUGUAUUGCUAUGUAUAAUUGCAUUGCUUGAUUAAGCUGCAACCUGCUACCAAUGAUACCUUUACUUCGCAGUCUAUUUAAAAGUCCUUAGUAUCAAUCUAUUCUCAUUAUGUAUGAUGUUGUUGGAAUAGGUUUGUGAAGAUGCCAUCAUUUGAAUGAAUUUUUACAUGGAAAAUUUGGAAUCCACAGCUAGGAAUGAUCUCCAAUCUGAUUAUGCUUUAAGGGUUAGGCAGAAGUCAGUAUGGACAAUUUCAGUUCAUAGGAUCUAGACGUAGCUUCUUCCUUUCAUGUCAUGAUUUAUUGCAAUUCUAAUUAAUGAAUUUUCCUUGGUAGUUAUUCGGAGUUGUUUAACGUUUGAUUAGAGUUCCCUAGAGAAUUUCUUAUUUUCAAUCAUUAUGUCAGUCCUGCAACUCAUUGAUGUUCCACAAAGAGUUUCUUCUCGGUCCAUUACUAUUCCUUGCUGCCUUUCUUGAACUUCAGUAGUUUGGAAUGGGUGGAUAACACUGCCUCCUACUACUUCCCGUUUUGCUCUACCACCAGUGGUUUUAUCACAUUGACAAUUUCCAACAUCGCUACAGACUUGCUCAAAGAAACAUAGAUUCCUCAAAGACUCGGAAAGCGCAGAAGAAAGGGUGGAAACCUUGAACAACAGUUAUCUUUUUCAAUUGAGAUGCAGAGGAGUAUGACAUGGUUCUACUCUUUCCUCCCCGUCAUUCUAUCUUAGUUAUGUGUGCGUGUGGCAUAAGCAGAAGGAAAAACAUGACCUACUGCUCUAAACAUGCAGGUAGGAUCAACUAAAUGGGUUAAAGACAAGAACCCAGGUGUGGCAUGGUCUCUACUCUUUUUCAUUCUAUCUUAGUUAUGUGUGUGAAUGUGUCAUAAGCAGAAGGAAAAGCAUAACCUACUGCUCUAAACAUGUAGAUAGGUUCAACUAAAUGGGUUGAAGACAAGAACCCAAGUGUUGAAAUCAAAAGUGGUGGCGUAGUGUGAGCGGAUCUCUUGACCAUUGAAAAUGAGCAACAAAAGUAUUGGUGAAGAGCAACCUCUUGGCCAUUGAAAAUAAGCAACAACAGCAUUGGUACAGUCCAUGUGCUUUCAUUUUCUUUAUAAACUUCAUCGUCUCUGUAUUUGGUACACUAUAUGUCACUUGAUUGUGGUUGGUGCUUCUCUAAAUAUAGUCUAUUAAUUGAUUGGUUUCAGUCAUCAUUUGUGAGAGACAUGUGCUUCAUUCAUCGUGAUACUCAGGCAGCCAACGUACUCUUCGAUUCAAGCUCGAAGCCAAUGUACUUUAUGCAAGUAGGGUGAUGGGAACUUUCGGGUAAUGUUCUGAUGGAGUUUUACUUUUUUGAAGUGGAGAAUAUUAUAGUCAAAUCUUCUGAACUCGAUUUGUUCAUGCAUUUUCUUUGUUUUUAUGUAGAUAUUUGGCUCUCGAGUAUGCUUCAAGUGAAAGCUCUCGGACAAAUUCAGUGCAUUAUGCUUUGGAAUGAUGCUUAUGGAGCAGAUUAAGUAAGUUUCUUUGCUUCACCUUUUAGUUUUCAUAUGCGGAGUAGGCCUUCCGGUUACUUCAGAAAAGAUAAUCAACUUCAUUGCUUUAUUGUUGUUAUGGGACAGGUUAGUACAUUCAUGAGUUAACUGUGACACUCAUUUGAUGAUUGAACUUCCUUAGAAAUACUAGCCACCAAAGCAAGUGAUAACUUUUGCUCCAUGCUUCCAUAUCAGGAGUCAAGUCCUCCCAAUGUUGGGAAAUUCGAUAUACUUUGAAGAGGAAGGAAAUGCAAUAGGACUUUACAUCAUCCAAUACAUAUCUAGCAGCUUCAACUGGGAGUCUGGACAGUUCUUGCUCAAGCAGAAAGUUGCAAUUUGCAAGUGACAUUGACGGUUUUGCUGAAAGAUGUUAAAUACGGUUAGCUAUACUCAUGAACUCUUUUGAGUUGAUUACUUAGCUGCAAAUCAAUGAAAGUCACUGUAUAGUUGUCCAGUAUGGUCAAUUUGUAGUAGAGAAAUGUUGUCAUUAAGGGUUAUACUUAAAUGCAGUCGAAAUGUUGAAAGAGGCAGAAAAACAAUCCUAACUUCAAUUAGCACUCUAAUUUUGGGUUAUAUGACAAAAAAAAUCUGACCCAACGUCAGAUUCUCAUGGUCCCUGGAUUUAAAAUCCUAUAAAAUAGUUUAUGAAACAUAUGAAUUGAAGGACACAUAAACUAUGGAGAGUAAUAAGAUUUUGGUUUCAGGUUUGCCUAUUUGGUAUUAGAAAAUCACCAAGUGAUGGAGCAUGUAUGUCAAAGGUGAUAUUAGAAUUUAUGGUAUUUGCUUGGUAAGUGUUUAUCGACUCUGCGCCUUUAGGUUGUAUUGAACUAGGCGAGAAUGCUAAAUGGAUAUUGGUCAGUAUUAUUUGAGAUUGAAGAGUAACCGAUAAUGAAUGACCGAAAAGGGGUUUCUAACUUCAAAAUGUGAUUGUUUUUCAUGGUUAAACUCAAAUAAAGCCGAUUCAAUGCAAAUAUUAAAUAAUUGCUCGCAAAGAAACAUUAUUUGUUCAAUGACCUUGGUCUCAUUACUCAUGGGUUGGCUACAAAAGAUAACUACACUUUAGUACCUUUCAAGGGCCAUUAUGUUCUAGAGUCGGUCAUCUUCUCUCCAGUAUUUAUUUAGUGUCCUUGGUCCUAUCAGUUGGCGAGAAAAAUCUAAUAGUAACAGUACAUUCCAAUGGCCAUUAUGGCCUAGAUUCGGAUCUCUUCUCUUCCGUAUUUGGUUUUAGCUUCUUACAUAGCCUUCCUUUGGAGAUUCUAUAGCACAUGGAUUUUAGGUUUGUCUCUAUGUUGGUUCUGCUCGAGAAUUCAGAGCGGUGUCGAAACUAGCUGGCUCAAUCUUAUUAUGAGUUUGCUUAGGUAUCCUUAUCAAUUAAAUGUUUGCUUCAAUUGUCAGUAACAUAUCUUUUUAGGCAGAGUACUUUAGUGAGUUUUGUCCCCAUAUUUUUUUCACUACUACAAUUUCUUUAUACACGUGUUGAAUGUUGCUAUCCUUUACAACUAAAGAUUGCUGAAAUUUUACUACGACAAUGUGGGUGUGGAUUGAUUUGAUGUCUAAAGUCUAUUUCUCUUAUUAUUAUAUUGCUUUUAAAUAUACUAUGUUCUUGCGGCGUAGCCGCGGGUAUUGAUACUAGUAUCAAUAAUCAUCUCAUGUCAUAUUCCAUGUGUAGUUAGGAUAGACUAGUACUGCAAUUGUGCUUUCUUUCUACACAUGUGCAUGCAGUGGUAUAUGAUGCAAUUCUGGAUUUAUCAACUUUGAUUUUCGGUACCUAAGAAUCUAAGUUCCCCUUUUCCGUCUCUCUCUAAUUUUUCUUUUUCUCUGACUACUCUCUAGACUUCUCCUUUUCGGGCUAAGUGCGGGGCUGCUGCCGGCGUCUCUCCGGCGACCGACAGCAGCCCCCCCUUUUUUUCCAUCGAUUUGUUCGCUGUGUGCUCUUUUUCCCGAUCUGCUUUACUCUGUUCUUUUCUUUUCUUGCGAUUUGCUCUGUUUCUGCCCCUUGUGGCCUUUCUGUUUCCCUUUGGUGGGUGUCUUGUCUUCCUCCUCAGUGAGUGGAGUCUUUUGGCCUCUGAUUUGGUUUUCCCAGAUCUGGAGAAGUGUUCCCGUCUAAGAUACGAAGGAGGCCAUUUCUUUUGUAGAUCUGGCUUGUCUUCUCCUCUCCCCUCUUCCGUCUUCCUCCUUGUUUCGUUUUGCAGAUCUUGACGAUCCGGAGAUGUGGCCUCUGGCUUUGGACGCGGUUGGGAGAGCAUGAAGGCAGAAGUAUUUUCACCCUCUAUCUUCUUCCCCGACCGUCCGGUUGAUCGAACGUUUUCCUUUGGUGUGGUUGUCGGGAAGCUUCUAUUGAUUGGCUCGGGGUGGGAUGGUCGGAUGCGUCCUCCUCCUGCCUUCCGGGUUCGACGGGAUUCUCCUCCGGCUUUUCUUUCACAGUGACGGCUGGUGGUGGGAGGAGGAGCCGUGUCGUGAUCGUGUGGCGGUGGUGGACCUCGGCCGCGGCGGUGGAAGAGACCAGAGGGGGCUCUGGCGGCUAGGGUUGGGGAGUGCUCUCACAUGUUGGGGUCAUGGGCUUGGGCCCUAUUGGGUUCCGGGCUUGUUUUGUUUGGCCUGUUGUUUGAGUUUCUUGUUCCAAUUCUGAUGCUAGUAGCUUGUACUUUUCCGGUUGGGCUUUUAGCCCAUUCGUAUUCUUAAUGAAUCCUCUUUCAAAAAAAAACUUUGAUUUUCGGUGAGUAAUUGUGUUGGUGUGAAGAUGAAGAAUGCCAUUUACUAGAAUCAUUGGUCAGAUUAUUUUUGGUGUGUACGUUGACCUCUUGACUUACUAGAAGAACUCGUCAUGAUGCGUCGAGAUUAUAGCAGUAUAGAUUUACCUUUUUAUCAUAAAUAAAAUUAGGCGCAUGUAUGUUAUAUAUUUUUUUAUAACAAAAUCCUUAUUAUAAAAGAAAAUUUGCAUGUUUAUUCUUAAAAUGGUGACAUUUUGGUCGAUAGUGCUCCCUUACUCCUAGUUUUUCAUGAGUUAACAUACUUGAGGGUGAUGGAGUUUCCUAUACAUCACAAACGUGCUACUCGGUUGUGUGUCUAAACUAAUAUAGCAUCGGUUAGCUUGGAAAUGGUAUGAAUGAGAGAUGUAGCAGUAAAGCUGCUUGAUGAGCUGUGAAACUUAGCUCUUCGUGUGUCAUUAUUGUGAAGUUGUAACCAACCAAAAGAAUCCCCCACCACGAGGACCAAGAAAGGCCACCCACCAUCUUAUUCUUCACCACCACCAUUAAAUGCUCUUCCUCCCUUUCUCUCUCAACUGCUUGUUAAUCACCAAACUCAACCCCAACUGACCCAGAAAUUCAUUAUGAAUCCAAUCCAAAAAGGCCAAAGCAAUCACAUUUGGCAUGUAGCUACAUCUUCAUCCAGCUAGCAGAACACCAGAAACCACCCAACACCUGUCUCUCCUUCCUUAUAACCUCUCUCUCAACCCCUCUCCUUUCCAUUGAUCAACUUCCCUCUCAAAAACCAUGGAGUCUUUCUUCCCCAGGAGGCUCUCCAGCUACCAGAAGCUGGACUACGGUGGUGAAGAGUCACAAGAUGGAGGAGGUAUUGGCCAUUUUGAUGGUAGUUUCAUUGGAAGGCCAACAGCUAGGAGCAACUUGUUCAGGUUCAGAAGGGUGCAAUGGAGGCGGAGGAGAAGGAGAUCACCAUCAUCACCAGGCUUCAUCAGGGUCAAAGUUUCGAGCUUGAUUAGGAGGAAGAGAGUGGUGAUGAGGAUGGUUAGAGCUUCCAUCAGGAAAGUGCUGAAGAGGUUGAAAGAAGGCCAUGCUCAUUUUGGUGAUCUCUUCGCUGGGAACUAUCUAUUCCUGCAGAUCAAUCCUACUUCUUUGAAGUCCUUGCAGAAAAGUUACAAUAGUACUCCUCCUGGUUUUCACUUUAGCCCCAGGAUUCCUCAAUCAUGAUUGAGAUUUGAACAUCUUUGGUGUUUGUUGAAGUUGGUUCGGUUUUAGUAGUCAUUAGAUGGUGUAAUCUUCUCUAUCUGUGUCAAGUGUAAUUUACUUUCUAAUCUAAUGUUUCCACUCUUUUAAAAUACCUUCUUUCCUGACUUUCCCUAUCUGUAGUCCUUCUGAUUUCAUUGGACUGGGUAGAAAUAAAUGGCUGACUGAAUU
Messenger RNA from Linum trigynum, 8050 nucleotides. The record is from the annotation of a GenBank genome assembly. Lineage: Eukaryota; Viridiplantae; Streptophyta; Magnoliopsida; Malpighiales; Linaceae.